Nestor notabilis (Kea) is the source of this 1933-nucleotide messenger RNA. RefSeq names its product ras GTPase-activating-like protein IQGAP3. The record is from RefSeq and is a predicted model, not a curated record. Gene Ontology annotation, cellular component: cytoplasm. Gene Ontology annotation, molecular function: calmodulin binding; GTPase activator activity; actin filament binding. The annotation marks the transcript as partial. Gene Ontology annotation, biological process: regulation of actin cytoskeleton organization. The transcript has 16 exons. Lineage: Eukaryota; Metazoa; Chordata; Aves; Psittaciformes; Psittacidae.
CUGGCUGGAGGCCUGUCUGAGUGAGGAGCUGCCCCCUCCGAUGGAGCUGGAAGAGACCCUGCGCAAUGGGGUGGUCCUGGCCAAGCUGGGCCAUUGCUUUGCCCCCACCGUGGUCCCUCUGAAGAAGAUCUAUGACCGUGAACAGACACGGUACAAGGCAGCCGGGCUCCACUUCCGGCACACGGAUAACAUCAACUACUGGCGGGAUGCGAUGAGCCACGUGGGGCUCCCCUCGAUCUUCCACCCAGAGACCACCGACAUCUAUGAUAAGAAGAACAUGCCCCGGGUGAUCUAUUGCAUCCAUGCACUCAGCUUGUACCUCUUCAAGCUGGGGCUGGCUCCUCAGAUCCAGGACUUGUACGGGAAAGUGGACUUCACAGAGGAAGAGAUCAACAACAUGAAGCGGGAGCUGGAGAAAUAUGGCCUGCAGCUCCCUGCCUUCAGCAAGAUCGGGGGCAUUUUGGCCAACGAGCUCUCUGUGGAUGAAGCAGCAGUGCACGCUGCCGUGCUGGCCAUCAACCAAGCAGUGGAGCAGGGGGUGGUGGCCCACACCAUGGACGCCCUUCGCAACCCCAGCGCGAUGCUGCUCGGCCUGCGCCAGGAGCUGGCGGGUGCCUACCAGGAGGUGCUGCGCCGGGCGAAGCUGGAGAAGGGCAGCAAUGCCAGGAACAGGGUGAGGAGGGGAGAGGACAUCUACGACCACUGUUUGACCCAGGCUGAGAUCCAAGGGAACAUCAACAAAGCGAAUGUGUACGCAGCUCUGGAGGAGGUGGACGAUGCCCUGGAGCAGCAGGAUGUGCUGGCGUUCUACCGUGCGCUCCAGGACCCCGUCCUGGCCCUGCGCUGCCUCCAACGCGACAACCUCCACCGCUACUUGGAGCAGCUCAACAUGGACCGGGAGCAGAAGGCGCUGGAGCUGGGCUAUGUGGACCUGCUGGAGCAGGAGGAGCUGCAAGCUGGGAUCCUCAUGGCGAACAGGAAGGGCGAGGAGGAGCGAGCCAUGCUAGUGGCCAUCAGGCGGAUCAACGCAGCCAUCCGCCAUGGAAAACCAGCCGAAACCUUGGAAGCGCUGAUGGAUCCCACAGCCCAACUGCCCGACGUGUACCCGCUCGCUGCCCCCCUGUACCAGCACCAACUGGCCCUGCUGCAGAGCCAGCACCCGCGGGGUGAGCUGGUGCAGGAGGAGCUGUUUGUGGCUCUGGAGAUGCUUUCGGCUGUGGCGUUAGUUAACAGAGCCUUGGACGCUGGAGACCCCGACGGGCUCUGGAGCAGCCUGGUCAGCUCUGCCCUGGGGCUCGCUGGUGUUGAGGAUGCAAACGCCCAGCGGUAUUUUGAGGACUUACUGCAGCUCAAAGGUCAAUGUCGGGCCGCAGGAGGAGAGUUCUUGAGCUGGAACGACAUCCAGGACAGCGUGAAUGCCACCAAUUCCUCAGUGCAAGAUGAAAACGACCGAAUCGUGGCUGUGAGGCUCAUCAAUGAGGCGCUGCUGCAGGAGGACCCCGAGAAGACGCUGUCGGCGCUGCUGCUGCAGGCGGCUGCCCUGCCCCACGUCGCCCUCCCCACUGCCCAGCGCUACCACCAUGUCCUGGCCCGGGCACGGAGGAUGAAAGCCCAGGCCACAGGGGAUGAGGGAGCUGUGCUCUGGUGGGAAGAGAUCCAGGAAGGGGUCUGCAAGGCCAACGAGGACACUGAGGCAGCCAGGAGGAUGGCUCUGGGCAUCACUGCCAUCAACCAGGCCAUCAAGGAGGGGAAGGUGACCCAGACCCUGCGGGUGCUGCUCAACCCCGCAGGUACAACGAAGCCGUGCUGGAUCCGGCACAGGCUGGCGGAUGGUGCCGAGUUCUACCUGAGCCUGCGGAGCUUCGAGGGCAGUUGGCAGCACCCACCUGAUGGUGGCAUCAACACCACGCACCUGAGCCGGGACGAGAUCCAG